UUGGGCUCUCAGAGCUGUGAUUGGUCGGUCCGGACUCCGCCUCCAGCGCAUGUCAUUAGCAUCUCAUUAGUUGUCCGCUCUGGCUCCGGAGGAAGCCGCCGCCGCCAGUCUGAGGCAGGUGCCCGACAUGGCGAGUGCUGUGCUGCCGAGCGGAUCCCAGUGUGCGGCGGCGGCGGCGGCGGCGGCGGUGGCGGCGGCGCCUCCCGGGCUCCGGCUUCGGCUUCUGCUGUUGCUUCUCUCCGCCGCGGCACUGAUCCCCACAGGUGAUGGACAGAAUUUGUUUACGAAAGACGUGACAGUUAUCGAGGGAGAAGUUGCGACCAUCAGCUGCCAAGUCAACAAGAGUGACGACUCUGUCAUUCAACUACUGAAUCCCAACAGGCAGACCAUUUAUUUCAGGGACUUCAGGCCUUUGAAGGACAGCAGGUUUCAGCUGCUGAAUUUUUCCAGCAGUGAACUCAAAGUGUCGCUGACAAAUGUCUCCAUUUCUGAUGAAGGAAGAUACUUUUGCCAGCUCUACACCGACCCCCCACAGGAAAGUUACACCACCAUCACAGUACUGGUCCCACCCCGUAAUCUGAUGAUCGAUAUCCAGAAAGACACUGCCGUGGAGGGUGAGGAGAUUGAAGUCAACUGCACUGCCAUGGCCAGCAAGCCGGCCACGACCAUCCGGUGGUUCAAGGGCAACAAGGAGCUGAAAGGCAAAUCGGAGGUGGAGGAGUGGUCGGACAUGUACACCGUGACCAGUCAGCUGGUGCUGAAGGUGCGCAGGGAGGACGAUGGCGUGCCCGUCAUCUGCCAGGUGGAGCACCCCGCCGUCACGGGCAGCCUGCAGACCCAGCGCUACCUAGAAGUGCAGUAUAAGCCUCAAGUGCACAUUCAGAUGACUUACCCUCUACAAGGCCUAACCCGGGAAGGGGACGCGCUUGAGUUAACCUGCGAAGCCAUCGGGAAGCCCCAGCCCGUCAUGGUGAGCUGGGUGAGAGUCGAUGACGAAAUGCCCCAGCACGCCGUGCUGUCCGGGCCCAACCUCUUCAUCAACAACCUGAACAAAACAGAUAACGGGACGUACCGCUGCGAGGCCUCAAACGUGGUGGGGAAGGCCCACUCGGACUACAUGCUGUACGUAUACGAUCCCCCCACAACUAUCCCUCCUCCCACAACAACCACCACCACCACCACCACCACCACCACCAUCCCUACCAUCAUCACAGACGCCACGGCGACGACAGAACCCGCAGUUCACGGCCUUACUCAGUUGCCCAAUUCCGCAGAAGAGCUGGACAGUGAGGACCUCGCAGAUUCCCGAGCAGGCGAGGAAGGCUCCAUCCGGGCAGUGGACCACGCGGUGAUCGGCGGUGUCGUGGCCGUGGUGGUGUUCGCCAUGCUGUGCUUGCUCAUCAUUUUGGGGCGCUAUUUCGCGAGGCAUAAAGGUACAUACUUCACUCAUGAAGCCAAAGGAGCCGAUGACGCAGCAGACGCAGACACAGCUAUAAUCAAUGCAGAAGGAGGACAGACCAACUCGGAAGAAAAGAAAGAGUACUUCAUCUAGAGCAGCUUUUUGUUUCCAUGAGGUGUCCCGCUGCCCUAUUUAGACGAUAAAGAGACAGUGAGAUUGGAACUUGCGAGAAAUUCGUGUGUUUUCUUAAGAAUGGGUGGCAAGGUGCGAGACUGGGAGGCUUGGGGUUUGCUGUAUAAAAAAUGUUCUUUGAAAGUACACUCUGCUGUUUGACACCUCUUUGUUCGCUUGCUUUAGUUUUUUGAAUUUUUAUUUCUUCCUACCAAGUCAAACUUGGCCGCUUGGAUUUAGUUUGGGUAGAUUGCAGAAAAUUCUGUGCCUUGUUUUUUGUUUGUUUGUUGUGUUCUUUUUUUUUUUUUUUUUUUUUUUCUUUUUCUCUGUGCGCAUUUAUUUUUCCCCAAAACAUUGAUUCCCCCCCCCCCAAAAUCUCCCAUUUUGGAUUUUGCCUGCUGGGAUUCCUUAGGAUCUUUUCCCCCUUGUUUUGCUCUUGUUUUUACUUUUUUUGUUUAUUGUUGAAGUAACUGCUUUCUGUUCAAAUUUCAGUUUCAUAGAAGGAGAACCAGCACAGCUUAGAUUUCAUAGUUCGGAAUUUAGUGUAUCCAUAUGCAUUCUUCUCUGUUGUUGUAAAGAUUUGGGUGAACAAACAAUGAGAACUCUUUGCUGCUGCCCAUGUUUCAAGUACGUAGAGCAGC
Miniopterus natalensis is the source of this 2211-nucleotide messenger RNA. RefSeq names its product cell adhesion molecule 1 (gene CADM1). Gene Ontology annotation, biological process: detection of stimulus; susceptibility to natural killer cell mediated cytotoxicity; cell recognition. NCBI's taxonomy places the organism in Eukaryota, Metazoa, Chordata, Mammalia, Chiroptera, Miniopteridae. The record is from RefSeq and is a predicted model, not a curated record. Gene Ontology annotation, cellular component: neuron projection; synapse; plasma membrane. Gene Ontology annotation, molecular function: signaling receptor binding.